This is a messenger RNA of Trichomonas vaginalis G3, 339 nucleotides long. RefSeq lists its product as uncharacterized. Lineage: Eukaryota; Parabasalia; Trichomonadida; Trichomonadidae. The coding region runs from base 1 to 339 and encodes 112 amino acids. The transcript has a single exon. The record is from RefSeq and is a predicted model, not a curated record.
AUGUCAAACGAAAAAAUUGCUGAUCUUCAGAAUCUUAGAGCCGAAGUCGAGAAAGUAAUGCAAUCUGUCCACGAAUUCGACGAAAAGAUUGAAAAAAGAAAUGAAAAUAGACUCCAACUCAUUCAAAAACUCUCUGAUCUUCUUCCAAAAGAACAAUUCGAACGUUUUGAAGCUAUUCUCAACAAGACAGUUGAUGCAGUUCGUCCUGCUCCAGAUCCAGCUACAAUUCCACCACUUCAGAUUGAUGAAGAAAAUCCACUCGAAAGUUUAAGAAAGAUCCGUCUUCAAAUAGCUCAGGAAAUUUGCGCUGUCAUGGGUGUUGAGGCUCCAACACUCUAA